AUGAUGCGCAACGCUUUGGCCGUCAUGGCCAUUGUCAACGGUCUUGCCCAGGCCAACCGCUUCUCCUGGCAGAGCGAGGCUGAGACCGAUGUUGGCAAGCAUGGUCAGGACCAUGAUCAAAGCUUUCAGGACGUCGGUUCCCUCUUUGAUUGGGAUGAUGAUAAGAAUGAGGAAGAGAAGAUGCAAUCCGAGGCAGACUACGAGAAGCUCAAGCUUUUGAAGAAAAAGUUGAAGAAUGAAGAAGAAGAAGAGGAGGAGGAGGAGGAGGAGGAGAAGGAGGAGGAGGAACCCGAGGUCAAGGAGAAGAAGAAGGAGUACGAGCACGAGCACGACAAGAACAAGCAUUACGACCAUGGGUACAACAAGGAACAUCACGACUAUAACGCUGAUCCCAAAACACACAAGACCUAUGAUUACUACAAGCCUACUAUCACAGGACAUCACAAGCACCAUGGCGAUCACUAUGAUGUGUACGACUACAAGAAACCCAUCAUUGUUGAUGGUAAGAAGUACGAUUACGUUCACGAGCCUAUCACAAAGCAUCAUACCUACACCAAGAUCCAUGAGCCCGUGGUCAAGCCCGGAUGCUAUGGUGAUAAGUGUGACCACAAGCCCUGCAACAAGUGUGGUGAUGACUGGGCUCAACCCGGCUGCUGGCACUGUAAGAACCACGAGGGCGAGGUGGUUGAGACCAAGACCACCAAGUAUGCUCCUGAGAAGACUGAUGAUAAGUAUCAUGGUGCCAAGACCUACACACACAAAGGUGUAACUGUCAUCGUCCCCAAGGAGACCAAGGCUCCUGAAGCUCCCAAGAUCGAGAAGCCCAAGGAGCAGCCUAAGAAGGAGGAGAAGUACGAGGACAUCUGCCGCAAGGUCACCAAGGGUCACGGAGAGCACAAGUACGAAGAGACCAUUUGUGAUAGGGUCAAGCACCAGAAAGAAUAUCCCAAGGUCUAUGUUGAGCCCAAGGAGGAGAAGUAUGAGGAUAUCUGCCGAAAGGUCACUAAGGGUCAUGGACAGCACAAGCAUGAGGAGACUAUUUGUGACAGGGUCAAGUACCAGAAGGAGGAGCACCCCAAGAAGAACUAUGUUGAGCCCAAGAAGGAGGACAUUUGCGACAAGAUCAAGGGCUGCCCUGCUCCCGCUCCCGCUCCUCAACUUCAUUACCCCAAGGUCGAGCCUGUUCCUAUUCCUGCUCCUCAGCCUUACUAUCCUAAGGUCGAGCCUGUCCCAGCCCCAGCUCCUCAGCCCAAGCUGGAGGAGAUCAAGCCAGUUCCCGUCCCUGCUCCCGUUCCUGUGAACCCUGAGCAGGUUUCGCCCAAGGGCAAUGGCUUUGAGGAGGCUCCCCGAGUCCCCUUGACUGUCUCCAAGUCCGGAGCCAACUUCAACACAGUCUCCAUUGCCGGCACCAUUGUUGUCGGCAUUGUUGGUGUUAUGCUCCUUUGA
Molecule: messenger RNA, 1446 nt
Organism: Fusarium venenatum
Lineage: Eukaryota; Fungi; Ascomycota; Sordariomycetes; Hypocreales; Nectriaceae
Source: RefSeq, a predicted model, not a curated record